GCGACAACGUUGUUCAAUUCUUUUCCAAGUCUAGGAUGAACCUUUCCAUAAGCAGGUCACAUCAUCCUCAUCAUGGAUGAUCCUGCUGGCGACUCUUCUCCUUCGAGCGAGCCCUCAUCUCCUUCUUCAUAUGAGCCACCUCCUCCAUCGUCGAGCCAACAACCAAUUCUUCUUCCAUCAACCAUCCAGCCUCGCCUUCCGACCGUGGAAGAGGAAGAAGACUCUCCCGUGACCGAGCGACAUCCUCCUCUGAGUGCACAGCCUCUUCCGCCCUUGAGCGAACGUUCUCCUCCUCCAUCAAAUGAACAACCUUCUCCUCCCACCUCGGACGAGCCCACAAAUUCGCCCAUGGUACCCCCAAAUCAUCUCAACCUCCGAGUAGUGUACUUGGUCACUGGCAAUCCACGACCACCGCAUAAUAUCGGGAUCUUGCAUGUGGACACGACCGUGUCGGCAUUGAGGGAACGAAUACAAGAAUCACUCCCAGAACACCCCUCUCCGCAGCAUCAACGCCUCAUCUACCAUGGGAGGCCGCUCCUGCGCAGCGAUGCCACCUUGCGCGAGGUCUUCCGCAUCCAGGCUGGAAGUACUCCUGGCCCUCUCCCGUUCACGCUACAUAUUGUCAUCCAGUCUCAGCAAGAUGCGACCACCACUGCCACUGCCCCCAACGCAACCGGACCCUUGAAUCAGCCUCCAGGCCCGCCAACAAAUCCCUCUGUACCUGGCCUCAAUCACGAGCUCCAGGCACAUUUCGCUCGCGUUCAGCAGCAAGUAGAGUCCGAUCUGCAUACUGUACAGCACGGGCUUGCCAUGCUGCGCAAUAAUUUUGCGACUCAUGUCGAUGGACCAGUCCAGGUAGUGAGACUGAAUCAGGGAGGCAAUCCACAAAACCAGCCAGGUCCGUUCGUCGGCCUCACUCCACAACAGGUUGCUCAAUUACAACCACCUGCCUUCCGAGGACAUCAAGCCGGACCCAACCCAAGGACUGUCACCACAAAUACUACUACGAAUAUACGCGACACUGUUGAAGUUCACAGAGCCGUCCGUCCAAAUCGUCACCAAACCACAGUGAUGAGCCACCCAAGCAACCGCACAACAACACCAUCAUCUCAAGAUCCACCAGCAGUACCACCGCAAUCCCACACAGCACACCAACCACCGCCGCUCAAUCCUACCCAUGCGAACACACCGGCACUCACGGCAGGUCCAUUACCCCUCCACAACCUCCAUCCUCCCUAUCCACCACUCUUCGAUCAGCAUCAGCGACUAACCUCUACAACUCGAAAUUUGCCUCCCCGUGGAACUGCCUGGCUGCUGUGGACGGCCACAGGCCCUCGAGGGUUCUUGUUUUCACCUGGCUUCGGUUAUUUUACUUCUAUGCGGCCCGUUUCUCAAACCCCAGUCAUUAAUGCUCAGACAACACAGCCUGAAAGGACUGUUGAACCCGGAGUUCCUACGCAGCAACAGCCUCUUGGCCAGGCGGACGGUGCCGGUGCCAAUGUUGACAGAGCUAUCGUCAGACCGGGGCAGAGGCUGGCUCAACCCCAGGUAGCGCAAGGUUUACAGAAUGCCGAGGAUAACGACAUCUUUGCAUUUCUGAUACAACGUGGUUGGUUAUUCCUGCGACUGUAUCUUUUUAUGUUUGUGUUUUCCGAACCAGGAACCUGGAAAAGAUGGGCCAUGAUCAUCAUUGCCGUUGUUGUCUGUCUCCAGCCCCAGAAUGGGCCAUUUGUUCGUGGAAUGCAAGCUGCACGGCGACACCUAGAUAAUUUGAUCGGCCCCCAGGCUCCACAGCCUCAACUUGAUGGGGCAGCACAGGGCCAAGGAGCGAAUGCUACGAUUCAAGGUGCUCCACGACCAGCAAAUAUUCGUGGAGCAGUGCAGAUGACACCUGAAGAAGCUGCCGCUAGACUGCUGCGUGAGAGGCGAGGGCGCAAUCGUGGAAUUUGGCGAGAAAGCCUUUAUCGAAUCGAGCAGGGUGUGGCGCUCUUCCUGGCAAGUCUGAUACCUGGCGUCGGAGAGCGACAUGUUAUGGCGAGAGAGGAAGCGAGACGACAGGCACAGCGCGAAGAAGAGGAGCGAAGACGGGCAGAGGAAGAGGCGGCAGCAGGACGUCAGACCAGUACUGAAAAUGAGCAGAGUGGUGUUGCUGUGGCGGAGACAAACCUGGGCACACAUGCAGAAGUAAAAGUGGACAGGCCUGAGGAAUCUAGCCCGUCAAGUUCCUCCGUUCAGAUUCGUGAUGCAGGGGUGGAAGACGGCCAACUCAGGAAUCGGACGACUUGAUCAUCCUGGCAAUUUUUAUGGUCUUUCGACUUUUACGCUUUCGCCAACUAUCUAUGAGAAAGGAAAUGGAGUAUGGGUCCUGCGAUGAAUAUGGCUUGCAUGAGCAAGAGCUUCUCGUUUCUCAAUAAGUUUCGGUCUUAGCAGUUUCAAAAAGGUGACUUGGCAUGCAUGAAAUGACAUCUUCUAGAUCUAUCUAAAUCUGUAUCCCUC
Exophiala oligosperma is the source of this 2496-nucleotide messenger RNA. RefSeq lists its product as uncharacterized. The transcript has 2 exons. The record is from RefSeq and is a predicted model, not a curated record. Gene Ontology annotation, biological process: endoplasmic reticulum unfolded protein response. Bases 73 to 2286 code for a protein of 737 amino acids. NCBI's taxonomy places the organism in Eukaryota, Fungi, Ascomycota, Eurotiomycetes, Chaetothyriales, Herpotrichiellaceae.